AUGCGGGAACACCAUUCUAUCCGUCUGAAGGCAUUCUUUCUCUUAAAUGCUACUGCAUUUGUCAUGUCCCUGCUCACCAUUAUGCUGCUUCUAGACAAGCGGCUCAUCAUCCCAUUACUCCAUGACAAGGUUCCAAGCACAACUAGACCAGUGCGGACUAUAGUGCUCAAAGCAUACAUCUCUAUUGCUCUUGUCGGUCUUGCGGGGGCCUAUGCCACCGGAAGCAGCCGAGAAAGUGACACUACCAUCUAUGUGGGCAGUCUAGUUUUUGCCGUUCUUGCAUGCAUUAUUGUCCUCAAGACAAUUAUAUUCCAUCAGUCAGAUUCAAGUGACAGGUCAAGUAAUGGGACGAGAAGAAGAAAUGGUGAAGCACAGGCAAACCCAAGCAGUAGAAGAGAACAAACAGGCACAAGCCAUGGUGGAGCCAAGUUGCCCACAAGCAAUGGUGUACCACCGACCACAAGAAAUGUUGGAGUGCAGACGGACACGAGCAAUGGUGGAGCAGACACAAAUACAAGCAAUGCGGAUAUUCUGGAGAAGGCUCAAUCUCUUGUUGUACUGCUUUCCACUCUUGUAGCAACUGUCACAUACCAAGCAGGACUAGUCCCACCAGGUGGUGUUUGGCAGGACAACUGGAACGGACAUGAGGCUGGCGAUCCAAUACUCCUAUCCAUGCAACCAGAACGUUACAAGGUAUUUUUUUACUGCAACUCAAUGGCCUUUGCAGCGUCCUUGGUCAUCAUCAUCUUGGUCCAGUAUAAACCUAUGCUCAAGCGCCGCAUACUACAGUUUGCCAUGAUACUGGAUUUGUUUGGCCUAAUUGGUGCAUACUCUGCUGGGAGCUGCAGAGAUGUAACCACAUCCAUUUAUGUCAUUGCCUUGGCUGGAGCUGUCCUAGUCUAUGUGAUUAUUCAUGUUCUGUUCGUCACACUUGAAGAUGAGGACAUAGGAAAGAAGGGUGGGGACAAGGACAGGAAGCUUGAGGACAAGAGGCGCAAGAGGUUGCUCCUUUUUGCUGUGUUGGGUGCGACCCUCACUUAUCAAGCUGGGUUGACCCCACCAGGCGGGUUUCGUCUGAAGGAUGAUGAGUUUGGGCACAAUGCAGGCGACCCUGUCAUCUUUUACAACUAUCCAAGCCGUUAUAAGGCGUUCUUCUACUGCAACUCAGUGAGCUUCAUGUCAUCGAUUGCACUCAUUAUACUCCUUGUGAACCCAAUCCUGUACAGACCAGCCAUACGAAGCUAUGCUCUCUCAGUUUGCACAGCGGUAGGCAUGUUUGCUCUCAUGUGUGCCUAUGCUGCCGGAAGCACCCAACACCUAAAAACAUCCAUAUAUAUCUUCGGGUUGGUAGCUUUAGUGCUCUUCAUUAUGAUCUUAGUCCUAAUAUGUUUCUAUCAUAGAGAUGUCAAUACAGGAAGCAUGUCAACCAACGAAGAAGAUUUAGAGACAGGAAGUGGAGUUAAGACCCCUGUGAAACAAGAAGCCUUCACUGAGACAAAGUCUGUUGAUGAAAUAAAAGAAGAUAACACAGCAGCAAAGUCCCCUAAAACAAAGGAAGAUGACAGCACAGUGGAAUCCUCUGAAAUAAAAUAUGAGGGUGAAUCCAAACAAAAUACAACCAACAAGUCCAUUGAACAGAAUAGAACAGACACAGACUCUCUCAGGACAGAGGAAGACUCAAAAAAGAAACAUGCAACACGCAAAUACUUGAUGUUGUUAGCAGUCUUGGCGGCAAGUGUUACUUACCAGGCCGGCCUCAACCCACCUGGGGGUGUGUGGCAGGGCAAUAGCAAUGGUCAUGCAGCCGGUGACCCAGUUAUGCAUGACAACAGAAGGUACCGUUACCUCAUCUUCUUUUACAGCAACUCUUUUUCCUUCAUGGCAUCCAUUGUUGUUAUCAUCCUGUUGCUACCGGAGAAACUGCUAAGGGAGAACCGGUCGUUUAAGGUGAUGCAUUUAACCAUGGUCAUGAACUUGCUCGGCCUCCUACUAGCCUACAUGGCUGGCUCCAGAAUGAGGUCAGAGUCUUCUGGAUAUUUCAUGGAGUUUGUUAUCACUACACUAUGCUUUGCUGCACUCCACAAGAUUCUAUCCAGCGAAAAGGAGCAACAAAAUGAUCAGCCUUCUCAGGUAGACCAACAAGGGGAUAGUCAAGUCAGUUAGUUUAGAUGUUACUGUGCCUUGUAACUCUAUCAACACAUGAUUUCUUUGUUUACUAGGAUGCAUUUUGUACUUUCCAAUAUAUUAGCUGGAUAAAGUCAGGCACAAUCACAAUGUAUGUGUUCCCAAAAAAUAAACCAUGAUUAUAAAUAUCAAAGUUAAGUCCUGCUUGCCCAAUUUUUAGGAGCCAAAAGAGACUUCCAGGUUUUCAGAAGUAUUGAAACAUGUCAAGUGGCUUUCAAAUAGUACAGUUUGCUUCUACAAUAUUUUUGAACUAAAUUUGAUAUUUUCUGAUCUAAAAAACAAUUUCUUAAAGGGCUUUGUGGUACAUUUAUUUAAACAAAGUAUAUGAAUCUUAAAAUAAAAUCAAUUUUUAAUG
Messenger RNA from Oryza sativa Japonica Group (Japanese rice), 2539 nucleotides. The record is from RefSeq and is a predicted model, not a curated record. Lineage: Eukaryota; Viridiplantae; Streptophyta; Magnoliopsida; Poales; Poaceae.